Molecule: messenger RNA, 1124 nt
Organism: Cercospora beticola
Lineage: Eukaryota; Fungi; Ascomycota; Dothideomycetes; Mycosphaerellales; Mycosphaerellaceae
Biological process (GO): spindle pole body duplication
Cellular component (GO): half bridge of spindle pole body; mitotic spindle pole body
Molecular function (GO): microtubule binding; calcium ion binding
Source: RefSeq, a predicted model, not a curated record
AUUAACCAUCAACAAAGUACUCGAGAAAUCACGCGUUAUCGCAAAGCCUAUUGUAUGCGCAGCGACUGCCAAAAGCAUUCCUGGCCACACUUCUCCGCAUGCGAAGAGAAAUUGAAUAACCAAGAAACAUCGAACCUCCAAAGCGCACUGAGCGUACCACGAACCACUCGCUGGCGCAUCGACACCAGCGACAAUGGCAACCUCACAUCAACCAUUUCCCUCUCGCCCAUAUACAACCGGCCUCACACGGGGCGCAGGAGGCGCACAAACACCCUACGCCUCCCAAACACCCUUCGCAGCUCCUCAGCAAAAUCCAGUCUCAGGCUUUAACGCGACCGGCGCAGGCGGAGGCUUUGGCACAGCAGGACCUUCCGGCACCACACAACAACAACGCGAUGCGCAACGUCUCGAGCGCGAACGACAAGAGCGCCUCGAACGGGAGAGAAGAGAAGCAGAAGAGCGUGAUGCGCUAGAUAGAAUCAGCGAGGAACAAAGAGAAGAGAUUAACGAAGCUUUUCAACUUUUCGACCUAGACAAAGACAACCAUAUCGACUACCACGAGCUGAAAGUUGCUCUCAAAGCCCUGGGCUUCGAACUUCCCAAGACCGAACUUCUACAAAUUCUCCAGCAACACGGUGUACCAGCUUCGUCACUCACUGGGACUCGUUCAGCCGUACCUCCACCAGCACAACCGACUUUCUCAGGGCCGUCGCGAUUACUGCUCUCGCAUCAAGCAUUUGUUAGCAUAGCGGCACAGCGCGUGCUGGCUCGCGAUCCAAGAGAGGAAAUCGCGAGAGCGUUUGAGCUUUUCGACGCCGAUGGCAAGGGGAGGAUAGAACUGCAGGACUUGAGGAGAGUGGCGCGUGAACUGGGAGAGGGUCUGCAAGAAGAGGAGCUGGCGGCUAUGAUCGAGGAAUUCGACGUGCGAGGGCAGGGAGGCAUCACGCAGGAGGAGUUCAUUGGCAUCUGUUUGGGCGGGUGAGGACAUGCAUAGUGUUCUUCAGUGUUGGUCUAGUUCUUCAUUGUCUUUGGAGCACUCAAUGGGGCAUGGGUCGAUGGGUAAGCGAAGGCGUUACGGAGCACUUGAGAGCAGACUAUUCGUAUGAAAAUUUGUUUGAUGAGCA